AUGGAGCGACCACAGGGAUGCACGCGAGAAGUAUACGAGCUGAUGCGAAAGUGCUGGCAGUGGAACUUUCAGGACAGGCCAACCUUCAAAACCAUACUCCACGACUUAGAACACAUGUUUCAGGCGGAACAGCAAAAACAAGUCGACGUUAACAACAAUAAUGUCGAGGUCGAGGUGGUUGAUAAGCAGGUUCAAGUAGAACAACAAUUGAACAGUUGGGUCAGAAGUAGUGUUCCGACGCGGCGCAGCAAAUGUCGCCGUAGCAACCCCCCGGCUGGGUCGGUCAUCAGCUCCCUUAGGAAUGAUGACAGCCGCGCAACCAGCUCUCGGACGUGUGUUGACAGCUAG
This is a messenger RNA of Culex pipiens pallens (northern house mosquito), 348 nucleotides long. RefSeq names its product fibroblast growth factor receptor homolog 1-like. Gene Ontology annotation, molecular function: transmembrane receptor protein tyrosine kinase activity. NCBI's taxonomy places the organism in Eukaryota, Metazoa, Arthropoda, Insecta, Diptera, Culicidae. Bases 1 to 348 code for a protein of 115 amino acids. The record is from RefSeq and is a predicted model, not a curated record. Gene Ontology annotation, cellular component: signaling receptor complex. Gene Ontology annotation, biological process: protein phosphorylation; cell surface receptor protein tyrosine kinase signaling pathway; multicellular organism development. The transcript has a single exon.